Messenger RNA from Trichoderma aggressivum f. europaeum, 1824 nucleotides. Its product is annotated as transcriptional regulator family: SRF-type. The record is from RefSeq and is a predicted model, not a curated record. The coding region runs from base 1 to 1824 and encodes 607 amino acids. Lineage: Eukaryota; Fungi; Ascomycota; Sordariomycetes; Hypocreales; Hypocreaceae. The transcript has 3 exons. Gene Ontology annotation, molecular function: protein dimerization activity; DNA-binding transcription factor activity, RNA polymerase II-specific; RNA polymerase II cis-regulatory region sequence-specific DNA binding. Gene Ontology annotation, biological process: positive regulation of transcription by RNA polymerase II.
AUGGGUCGAAGAAAGAUCGAGAUCAAGGCCAUCAAGGAUGACCGCAACCGUUCGGUGACCUUUCUCAAGCGAAAGGGCGGUUUAUUCAAAAAGGCACACGAGCUCUCCGUCUUGUGCUCCGUCGAUGUUGCCGUCUUCAUCUUCGGCAACAACAAGAAGCUGUACGAAUACUCUUCAGCCGAUAUGCAGCAUCUCAUCACCAGAUACCAAUAUCACGGUGGCCCCAACGAACACAAGGGGCCCUCCGACUUCAAUGGUGGUCAGAACGACGAUGAUGACGAUGAGGAUGGAGAUGGGACGCCUCCUCGAGGCUCCGACGGCAUGGACAGCUCGCACAUGAUGCCGCCUCAUUUCCAGGGCCAGGCCCCUCCGCCUUUCCCCCAUAUUCGCCAUCAGACAGCGUCGGUGUCGCCUCCCAUUCCCAACGGUGUGCCUUUCCAAGGUCACCCUGCUCAUCUUCAGCGAAGCCAUACGCCGCAACCCGCCGUGCCGUCACGGCCUGGUUCGAGAGGAGACGUGCGCCGCAUGGGCCCUGGCAUGAUGUCUCAACCCGUUGGACCUCACGGACCUCAUCCGGGCAUCACUUAUAUGCCCACGCCACCCAUCUACAAUCCCUCUGCUGGCAACCAGUCCAGCCUCAUGCCGCCUCAACCUGGCCCCUAUCCAUUCCAACCUCCGCAGCAGCAGCCGCCGUAUAUGGAAGAACGAAGGCCAUCUGCACCCCCUACCUUUAGUGCUCAUCCGCCGCCCCAGCCGAUGGCAGUAGGUCCACGCACAGAGCAACCGUCUCCUCAACCGCCUCACCAACUGCUACCUCCGCACUCCAUGCCUCAUACUACCUCACCCCAGCCGGCACGUCGUCACCUGGACCCGCAGCCUCCUCCACCAGUCGAGCCAAGGACAGAGUCCGCGGAGAGGCCCAAGGCGCCACUCAUUAACACAGAUACGGCUAUCAAGAAGAUGUCCCAGCGCAAGUCCCACAGCAUCUUUACACCAAUCGAGGAAAACAGAUCCAUCUUAUCCCAACAUUUGGCAUCCUUUGCCUCUGAGCCUCAGCCUAUAAAAAACGAUGGAAUCUCGGCUCCAGCGAACCCAAACCGUUCCCAGUCGGCAGAUACCGGGGCUACAGCUCGAAAUGGAGAAACGGCUUCGCCACAUCUGCAACAACGAUCCAGCUUGCGUAAUACGUCGGUGUCCUCCCUUCCCGAUACACCAACGCAGACCAGUCUGAAGAUCAACACGGCUAUAGGAGGCACAAGGCCAAAGCCGCCUCGCCUGACGGUGCAAAUCCCUGAUGGCGGAUCGGAAGCUGGCAGUGCAACGGGAGACUCAAACUCGCCUCGAAACGCGACGGAGGCUGGAUCCCACGCGCCGCAUCGCAGUGGCGUGGUCCUCCCUCCCCCUUCUCCGUCUGCUACGACACUCUUGUCCGCAGGGGCCACAGGGCCUCCCAAUCCUUUCGCUCGGCCGGUACCCCAGCAGAACGUCAAUGGCGACACGCCCGUUUCGGCCCUUCCCUCUCGGUUCCUGAACAAUGAGCUACUACCAAGCCCCAGCAGUUUCUAUCCAGAGUGGAAUUUCAGAGGCAGUGAUAACAAUACGCUGCCCAGCCCUCUCAACUUUGCCACACCCUUGGUGGGCACCGGGCCCAGCUUCCUCCGAGACGAUAAUCAUUUGCUGAGCACCAGCAGUGGGAACGCUAGCACCGGUACAGGAGGCGGAUCAGGCCUGGCAAAGCGAAAGAGUCCAGAUCUUGACGCGGCCGGGCACGACGAGAACCACGAAACGGCUAGUGACCCUAAGCGCCUCAAGGUGGAACGAUAG